ACACAAUGACCCCUUUCACGCCAGGGACAGACGCUAGAGGUCUUCCCUGAACGAUCAUCGUCGCUCAAGGUUACAUUGCAUCGAACAUCCUUGUCAGUCAUUUAUAUCAGGGGCAUGCCAUUGCUUCGACUGUCGGAAAGGAUGUCUGCCAUGCCCCUCCCCGCGGGGACAUGGUCUCAUUCCUUCCCCCUUGAUGGCGGCCAGCAUGCCAGUGUGAUUUUGUAAACCUCCAGUUCCAACACGUUGGUCGCUCACUUUCUGCCAUUUUUUGCUCCCUUUCCUAUCGUCGAGAUGGUUCGCUGGGGAUAUUUGGCAGUGUUAGCCCUUCCUUGUAUCGUGAGCUGUACUGGCUCUUCCGGGGCGAUCGACGACUAUGAUGUCCUCCAAUAUAUUAAUCCCCUCAUCGGGAGCGCUAAUGGAGGAAAUGUCUUCGCGGGGGCAACAAUCCCAUAUGGCAUGGCCAAGGCUGUCGCUGAUACGGACUCGGUAAACAACCAGGGAGGCUUCGCCUACGAUGGCAGCAGCAUCACUGGAUUUUCUAGCAUGCACGACUCGGGAACAGGAGGGCAGCCCUCUCUGGGUGUAUUCCCUCUGUUCCCCUAUGUUGCCUGCACAAACGACGAGGUCGAUGGCUGCGCGUACCCUAAGAAGGCCCGGAAGACCUCCUACGUCUCCGGAUCGGUCAAAUCAAGCCCUGGGUACUUUGGGCUAAACAUGAGCUCAGGUAUUCAGGUGGACAUGACGACUGCUCACCAUACCUCUCUCUUUCGCUUUCAGUUUCCCACUGACAAGCCAUCGAGCCCGUUGAUCUUGCUGGAUCUGUCCGACCUGUCCGAUACCCGCCAGGAUAAUGGAACUAUCUCGGUGGAUCCUACAACAGGCCGCAUGACAGGCCAUGCGCGCUUUUUGCCCAGCUUUGGAAGCGGCUCUUAUGUGCCUUAUUUCUGCGCAGACUUUCACGGAACCGCGGACAUUCGAGACAACGGCAUCUUUGUUGAUGCGCGGGCUAGUGCGGACGUCAAAAAUCUUACCAUAUCGCGUAGCAUAAAUGGAUAUCCUCUUCCGGGGGGUGCUUUUAUCCGAUACAAUUCUUCCCCGGACAAUAUGAUCCAUGCUCGAGUGGGACUGAGCUUCAUCAGCAGCGAGCAAGCAUGCGGAAAUGCCGAAGCCGAAAUUCCCGACUUUGACUUCAACAAGACCUAUACUGCAGCUGUAGACAUGUGGAAGCAGAAGCUGGCCCCGAUCCGUGUAUCACGGACUGGAAUCAACUCGAGCGUUCUCACCAACUUUUACAGCGGCAUCUACCGGACCAUGGUCAACCCGCAAGACUAUACCGGAGAGAACCCUCUGUGGAGCAGCACAGAACCAUACUUUGACUCAUUCUACUGCCUGUGGGACUCUUUCAGGUCCCAAUUCCCGUUUCUAACAAUUUUCGAUCCGGCGGCACUAACUCGCAUGAUCCGCUCGUUGAUCGACACGCAGCAGCAUCUGGGUUGGCUCCCAGAUUGCCGUAUGUCGCUUUGCAAAGGCUACACGCAGGGUGGCUCGAACGCCGACGUCAUCUUAGCUGAUGCAUACGUCAAAGGCAUCUCCGACGGUAUCGAUUGGGACGCAGGCUAUGCAGCUGUCCAGAAGGAUGCGGAAGUUGAACCGUACGACUGGUCAAACGAGGGCCGCGGCGGGUUGAUGAGUUGGAAAGCGUUAAACUACAUCCCCGUGGAAGACUUCGACUACAUCGGCUUCGGCACCCUCACUCGGAGUAUAUCCCGUACGUUGGAGUACUCUUACAAUGACUUUACUAUUGCACAAAUGGCCCGGGGCUUGAACAAUACAAGUGAUGCGGAGAAGUACGAGGGCACCUCGCAGUACUGGCAGAAUCUCUUCCGAGCAGACCAAACCUCCUACCUCAAUGGUACUGAUACGGGAUUCCAGGGCUUCUUUCAGCCCAAAUAUUUGAACGGUACAUGGGGACAUCAGGACCCUUUGACAUGCUCCAACAUUGACACAAGCGGGAGAUCCUGCUCGUUGCAGAACAACGCAGCGGAAACCUUCGAGUCCAGCAUUUGGGAGUACCAAUUCUUUGUCCCCCACAACAUGGCGACUCUCGUGACCUUGCUAGGUGGACCCGCCCAAUUCGUCCGCCGACUCGACUACCUUCACGACCAAGGCAUCACCUAUAUCGGAAACGAGCCUGCCUUCCUCACCGUCUUCCAGUACCACUACGCGGGCCGCCCAGGCAAAUCCACCGCCCGCGCCCACUUCUACAUCCCCCGAUACUUCAACCCCACAACCACCGGCCUCCCCGGCAACGACGACUCGGGAGCCAUGGGAUCCUUUGUCGCCAUGACCAUGAUGGGCCUGUUCCCGAACCCCGGCCAAAAUGUAUAUCUCAUCACCGCGCCCUUCUUCGAGUCCAUCAACAUCACCUCCCCCCUCACGGGGAAAACAGCCACCGUCAGCACCGUCAACUUCGACCCCACGUACCAGAACAUCUACAUCCAGUCCGCCACGCUGAACGGACAACCGUAUACGAAAAGCUAUGUCGGUCAUGAGUUCUUCACGCAGGGACAGGAAUUGGUGCUCGUGCUGGGACGGAAUGAAAGUUCCUGGGGCACUGAGGCUGAGGAUCUGCCGCCGUCGUUGUCGACGAGUCAGGUGCUACGUUAACUUUCGGAUGACUGGUUGUAGUUUACAGCGGACUGAGCCGUUAUGGGUUGAGUAGAUUACAGGGUUAUACAGCUGCAUUGAUAGAUGGCUACAGUGUUAGAACCUGUCAAUCCAAUUGAGUAUCUUAACUGUAUAUCUCA
Aspergillus ibericus CBS 121593 is the source of this 2807-nucleotide messenger RNA. Its product is annotated as glycoside hydrolase family 92 protein. NCBI's taxonomy places the organism in Eukaryota, Fungi, Ascomycota, Eurotiomycetes, Eurotiales, Aspergillaceae. The record is from RefSeq and is a predicted model, not a curated record. Gene Ontology annotation, molecular function: peptide-N4-(N-acetyl-beta-glucosaminyl)asparagine amidase activity; carbohydrate binding. The coding region runs from base 292 to 2667 and encodes 791 amino acids. Gene Ontology annotation, cellular component: cytosol; nucleus. The transcript has 7 exons. Gene Ontology annotation, biological process: protein deglycosylation; protein quality control for misfolded or incompletely synthesized proteins; carbohydrate metabolic process.